UUUACGAGCAGACACCAAGUGUGACUGCCGUUACAUGAAUACAAAGAAUAGUUGGUGCUGGGAAGGACGGUUGCAUAUCCUUAGCAGGGUGCUACAGGUUCUGCAGUGCAGACAUUUUGCAGUCAUUCCGUGAUUCCAAGGGAGACAGCUGAAUCCUAGACAAUUCUUCUGUCCAUAAUGGAGCACUCUUCACCUUUGGCUGCUAUGCAGCCUCCUUCUGUGCAUUUUGGACACUGCUUUCGGGCAGAUGUACCAACGUCUUAUGCAUCCUUUGGAUCCGUGAAGGGCUUUGGUCCGAAUAGUUUCAACUUCAAAGACCUCUCCAUGAAAAGAGGCCAUGCGGAUUACUUCAACAUGAAGCCAGUCCGUGGAUCUUCUCCGACAGCCAGCCUUGCUGCGGAUCUGUCCCAAAAUUUCCAUAUUGAUCAAAGUCCACAAUUAGCAACACCCCGCAGGUCUUUGUUCUCAUCGAACCUGUUCGGACCCGGAGGCGGACGUGAAGAGAACAUGACCACCCCUCCCCUGCCUGCAUCCUCGCCCGCCCCUGCUAUGGAUAUUAUGGACAUGAUGGAGAUGUCUCCCCUCCCGCACAAGGUUCCUUACUCGAGGUCAACUGAGGUGGAACUCCCUUCUCCCACUCCGGACAUGGGCACUGUCGAUUCCCCCAUGUCUUCAGCCGCUCCCAGCCCGUUGCAGGAGUCUCCCCUUGACGCUCCAAAGCACGCCCCAUAUGAAAGGAGACGCUCCAACAUGCUCCGCCCGUCCCUGGCUCGUACCAAGGCGCACUCAGCGCAUCUAGGCAUCCCGAAGCCCGCACCGGAGAGCCGAUCUCCUCCUUUCAAAUUCUCCAGCGGGGGCAGUAAACUGUCAUCCGGCAGCUCGACAUCCUUAGGAGACAUGUUCGAUGAAUCGCCCCAGCGGGAGAGGACCUUGCCCAGGAGCAACAGUGGCCUCAUGGGACCUCCUCGUCUUAGGCAGCCUUUCGGAUCUGGCGCUGGACAUGCGCGUAGCAAUGGCUCUCCAGCUCCAGGCCCAAUCCGUAGGAGUGGGAAUCCUUUUAUGCGUCCUCGCAAGCAAUGCCGCAGGUCUCUGAGCAUGUUUGAGCAUCCUGACGACGUGAUGCGGGAAAAUGAUGCUGGCUAUUCUACAAAUGCACCCCUUCCAUCUAUUAAUGAUAUCGAAGUUACCCCCAGCCUGCAGCUUCCCCACUUCGUCCCAGACGACCAGCCCGACUGCUUACCACGGAUUGAAAAGAAAAUCCUGGUGGACCUCAUUGAUGGCAAGUAUAAUGAUCGCUUUGAGAAUCUCAUGAUCAUCGACUGUCGAUUCGAGUAUGAGUACGAAGGCGGCCAUAUCAAUGGAGCUCUGAAUUACAAUGACAAGGAAGAGCUUGCUGAUAUCCUAUUCGAAAAGGAACCCAAGCCGGGCACGGUGCUUGUCUUCCAUUGCGAGUACUCUGCCCACCGUGCGCCCAUCAUGGCGAAAUAUAUCCGCCACAAGGAUCGUGCGGUCAAUGUUGACGAAUAUCCAAAGUUGACUUACCCGGAAAUGUACAUUUUGGACGGGGGAUACAGCGCCUUUUUUGCUGAGCAUCGAUCGCUGUGUUAUCCUCAAAACUAUGUCGAGAUGGCUGACAAGAACCAUGAGUAUGACUGUGAACGUGGCCUUGGCAAAGUUAAGCAACGGUCCAAGUUCAGUCGAGCUCAAACCUUCGCCUUUGGACAAGACUCACCACAGAUGGAGGACAGUCCUACGGGAAGAUGUCGAAGCCAUGGAGAUCGUAGUCGCGGUCUCGGAUCCCCAUUCGGAGAAGAACACAGUCGCAUGCCCGGUCGUCGGAUGCUUUCUUACUAGAGUCGAUUGCGGCUUUAGAUUUGACUCUACGGCGCCACGCCUUUAAUGGACUUCACGUUUGUCGCAUUUUUUUAAACCCAGCGA
Molecule: messenger RNA, 1938 nt
Organism: Paecilomyces variotii
Lineage: Eukaryota; Fungi; Ascomycota; Eurotiomycetes; Eurotiales; Thermoascaceae
Product: putative cell cycle control protein tyrosine phosphatase Mih1
Exons: 4
Coding region: 178-1854 (558 amino acids)
Biological process (GO): positive regulation of G2/M transition of mitotic cell cycle; G2/M transition of mitotic cell cycle; protein dephosphorylation
Cellular component (GO): nucleus; cytoplasm
Molecular function (GO): protein tyrosine phosphatase activity
Source: RefSeq, a predicted model, not a curated record